Perca flavescens (yellow perch) is the source of this 3039-nucleotide messenger RNA. RefSeq names its product probable G-protein coupled receptor 173. Gene Ontology annotation, molecular function: G protein-coupled receptor activity. Gene Ontology annotation, cellular component: plasma membrane. The coding region runs from base 962 to 2182 and encodes 406 amino acids. The record is from RefSeq and is a predicted model, not a curated record. Gene Ontology annotation, biological process: G protein-coupled receptor signaling pathway. NCBI's taxonomy places the organism in Eukaryota, Metazoa, Chordata, Actinopteri, Perciformes, Percidae. The transcript has 2 exons.
CAGGCGUUUUUUUUUUUUUUUUUAUUGUGGACUUUUAAAAUGUAGUCCACCUUCGCUGGACAGCAAAACAAAGACUGCAUAUUAACAGUUCAGGGUAAAUACAUCGCCUUUUAUUUUUUUGGGGACUGAAAGAUGGGAGAGAGAGACGUAUCGAGGCUGUUGUCUGUGUGGACUAAUUGUGCUGGUGCCACUAGCCAAUAUACAUGCCAAGACGAUUCAUUUAGGGGAUGCGCGAUCUUUUUUUCCCCCUUCUCUCUAACGUUUGUGGGUGGGUUAUUAUAAGCAUUGGAAAUCUGACAUCAUUUGGAUAUAUGUGAACAGAACCAGAUAUGUUUUUUUAUCGCGUCUGUUUCUAGCCUUCUGGAAAUCUAUCUUCGACGUGAUGCAACAUAAAAUCUGUUAUUUUUUCUCGGAUGAUAUUCAGACACAAAUGAACACAUCCCUCUGUAUGAGACUGUAAAAGGGUGGCGGUGGAUGCUUUUAUUUUUUAUACAUAUCUCUUAAAUGUGGCAGAGUCCUCACCCUGGAUUGCUUGAUCAGCUGUUGAUAAUUUUUUAGGUAGCCUCUGCCGUCUUGUGUUUAUUAGGCUAUAUGUUGCUGAAUUCGAUUUCCUCGCGAUGGAUUUAUGCAUAACAGGUGUUGUUUGAGCCCGAGGAGCACAGCACGAGCAUGAGGCUUUAUUAUGUGUUUUUCUCUCGAUUUAACAAACGGUGAAACAAAGCGACUGGGAUCAUUUUGGGGUUUUUGCCUUGAGAGAAGAACAGAUCCAAAAAAGAUGAGGGGAUGAAAGGUGGCGAGGUUGUGGACAAAGAGGAAAGAUGAAUCUGUCAUGUAGAAAAGAUCCUUACGGCCUCUCCUUGUAAAGACGAGAGGGCCGUGGGAGACGACGGCUGUAGCAAGAUCAGUAGUGCUUAUAAAAGGGCCGGGCCGAACCAGGCGGGCUCUCGUGGAAGGUAAUAGAAUGGCUAACCAGAGCUUUGCCAUCGAUGGCCCUGGCAGUUUGCUGGCUGUGCUGGCUUCGCAGAGUGGAAUGGCAAGAGGCGGCAGCAGCAGCAGCAGCAGCAGCAGCAGCAGUGACGGCAGCGGCAACAGUGGAGGAAUCUCUGCCACAGAUGUGUCUGCCUACUUUAAGCUGGUCUUCUUGGGUUUGAUCAUCUGCGUGAGCCUCGUCGGCAACCUCUUGGUGUCCCUGCUGGUUCUACGAGACAGGACACUUCACAAGGCCUCCUACUUCUUUCUCCUGGACCUGUGCCUGGCAGAUGCAGUCCGCUCGGCCGCCUGCUUCCCCUUUGUGCUGGUUUCCAUCCACAACAGCUCGGUCUGGACUUACAGUGCCUUGAGUUGUAAAGUUGUGGCUUUCAUGGCUGUGCUGUUUUGUUUUCACGCUGCCUUCAUGCUGUUUUGCGUGGCUGUCACCCGCUACCUUGCCAUCGCCCACCACCGAUUCUACGCCAAGCGCAUGACCAUCUGGACCUGCGCCGCCAUCAUUUGCAUGGUGUGGACUCUGGCCGUCGCCAUGGCGUUCCCACCUGUCUUCGAUGUGGGGACAUACAAGUUCAUCCGUGAUGAGGAUCAGUGCAUUUUUGAACACCGCUACCUGAAGACCAACGACACCUUGGGCUUCAUGCUCAUGCUGGCCGUGGUGGUCCUGGCCACGCACGGCUUCUACGCCAAGCUGCUGCUGUUUGAGUACCGUCACCGCAAGAUGAAACCUGUCCAGCUCGUGCCAGCGAUCAGCCAGAACUGGACCUUCCACGGUCCUGGGGCCACAGGUCAGGCUGCAGCUAACUGGAUUGCAGGGUUCGGUCGUGGCCCCAUGCCACCCACUCUGUUGGGCAUCAGGCAAAAUUUACACAAUCAACACCGGCGGCUGCUCGGGAUGGAAGAGGUGAGGUCAGAGAGGAGGCUGGGCAGGAUGUUCUACACCAUCACCCUGCUCUUCCUGGUCCUCUGGGCUCCUUACAUCGUGGCGUGCUUCUGGAGGGUGUUUGUCAAGUCCUGCAGCAUCCCUCACCGGUACCUCUCCAUCACUGUGUGGAUGAGCUUUGCCCAAGCCGGAGUCAACCCCAUCUUUUGUCUCCUGCUCAACGAGGACCUGAGGAAAGUGCUGAGAGCUCACCUGCCCACCUACUGGAGGACUAAACAACACCUUCCCCAGGAUGAGGCCUACUGCAUCAUGUGAUAAGAUAUAUGAGCAUAAUGAAGGGAAUGUUUUAAAGGGAGAAUUUGGAGAGAAGGGAUGUAACGCACCUUGGUUAAGUGUCUGUUUUGUUGUUUUGCACAACAAAAUCAAUUUUUCGCCAAACAAAUGCAGGCAGAGCUUAUUAAGAAUGUUGAUAUUUGAAUACAUGUGUCGGGUGCAGAGGUAUGAACAGGGCAGUAGAAAAGCCCUGGUAACACUUUAAUGGUUUGUAUUUCUGAUGAUGUACUGUAUGAUUAAUAAAUAGGAAAAAUCACAACUAUCACCGCUCCAACUCCAACAAAGUGUGACAGAUGCCAUUUUUAAAAUAAUGUUGCCUUAUUUCAAUGGGACACGCCCCAGAGCUUUCAACUGAGAAUGAGUUCCUGUGUCACAUGAGGCACAAAACAGACACACAGAGGGUUGAAAUCCUUGAAAAAAAUGCGCUGCGGAAUGUGAAAAGAAAGUGUUGAUCAGAGCGUUACUAACUCUGAAACACAUCAAGGAACUUACAGGGUCUGAAUGGAUUGAUAGACCACCCCGGACGCCUUUUCAUGUAAUUCAAAGGAGACUGCAGAAUAUCGAAUGGACCCAAUAACCUUGGAUACAUUUAAAUAGCUGUUGUGAACCCGAGAAGCCCCUAACAUGCUUGAUUUUUUGGACUUGAUUUAGGGCGUGUCAGGUUUCUUUGUAUCAUAAAAAAUUGCCUGUUUUCCUUCAUUUGUAAACUAUACAUGUUAAGCAGAUGACACUAUUUUGAAAUAUGACUUGAUUUCAUAUUGUACAGACUGUACAGGAAUGUAUAUUCCUGCUUGUGUGUUUUUAUAUAGCAUUCAUGUGUGUGUGUGUGUGUGUGUGUG